Molecule: messenger RNA, 2390 nt
Organism: Colias croceus (clouded yellow)
Lineage: Eukaryota; Metazoa; Arthropoda; Insecta; Lepidoptera; Pieridae
Product: solute carrier family 46 member 3-like
Exons: 7
Coding region: 98-1630 (510 amino acids)
Biological process (GO): transmembrane transport
Cellular component (GO): membrane
Molecular function (GO): transmembrane transporter activity
Source: RefSeq, a predicted model, not a curated record
GUGUAACAACAAAUAAUCAAUAAUAAUCAAUUGCCUAAAUAAAACAUAUUAUUUGAAUCUCAGUGUUGGUAUAGAGUGAAUUACAAUUGGAGGAACAAUGACUGAAUCAAAUGAAUUUCGAGAUGGAGCAGAAGAAAACACAGAAACAGAUCCGCUAAGAAGUGACGCAGAAGAUCCUGUUAGUGAGAAAAAGAAGACUUUCAAGGAAAACUUUGUAAACGCUUUAAGAAAUAUAACUGUGGAACCAUCCAUGUUCCUUUUUGUUAUUGCUACUAUCCUGACCAUUUUGACAUCACAAAAUCUCGGUUUAGAAAAAGCGUGUCGUGUAAAUCUAAAUUACACAACUGAAAUAUGCGAUUCCCUAAAAUCUCAGACAAUCGGAGCACAGAAUAAUUAUGAAAAGGAAGUUCAGAAACUGGUGACGGUGGCGAUAGCCUGGAAGACGUAUCUAACGGCGAGCUUACCUUGCGCCCUGGCGAUGUUUAUUGGAUCGUGGUCAGACAAAACUGGGUAUAGGAAAAUGUUUAUAACAAUUCCUGUGUUUGGCCAAUUUCUGCUUUGCGUCAAUGGCAUUAUUCAAACGUUUUAUUUAAAGCAAACGAAUCUGGAAACAUUGACGGCUGUUGAGGCGGUAUUAGAAGGGCUCACUGGUUCGUGGUGUGUUAGUGUAUUAACGAUGUUUUCAUUCAUAAGUUCAAUUACUAACAAGGAUAACAGGACAUAUCGUAUGGGCAUCGUAAGCUUUAGUAUGACGGUAGGAUUUCCAAUAGGAAUGGGAGUUAGUGGAAUCUUGCUAAAGACUCUUGGCUACUAUGGAUGCUAUGGCUUGGCGGGGAGUAUCAAUUUUGUUAACUUCUUAUACAAUGCGUUCAUAUUGAAAGAUCCUGAAAGAAGACCAGAGCAAAAAUUGCACGAUAAACAAGGAUUUUGCCACUUAUUCAAACUGUUUUUUGACCUGACAAAUGUAAAGAAGACGUUCCAAGUGGUGUUUAGGAAAGGCUCAAAUAAUCGUCGAGUACGGUUAUGUUUCCUCAUGCUUGUAGUCAGCAUUUUAUUUGGACCUAUGUAUGGUGAAAUAUCAAUUAUGUAUAUAUCAACAAGAUACAGGUUCAAUUGGAAUGAAGUCAUGUUUAGCAUUUUCCAAGCUUACAACUUUAUCGCUCAUACGAUUGGGACACUGUUCUCAAUCGUUGUGUUCAGUAAAUAUUUACAAUGGCACGACUCGGUAUUGGGAAUAAUAUCUACCCUUAGUAAAAUUGCUGCUUCAUUUAUUUAUUGCUUUGCGCCAAAUGAAAGGAUAUUUUUUAUCGCUCCCAUAGCAGACAUUCUCAAUGGAACAGCUUUAUUAGCGUUGCGGUCUAUUGUCUCUAAAUUAGUGGAACAAGAUGAAUUUGGUAGGGUGAACUCAAUAUUUGCGUUAACUGAGAACCUUAUGCCAUUGAUAUACGUGCCAUUAUACACGAAGGUAUACACAGCUACCAUGGAGGUUCUGCCUGGUGCGGUUUUCUUGCUGGGAUCGGCCAUGACUUUGCCAGCUGUUAUGGUAUUUAUAUGGCUCUUCAUCGAACACAGACGAAAUUUAAAGAAAGGAAAAAAUCUAGAUGCUGAUACUUUUGUUAAAACUAACUAAAAACUUCAAGUAAUUUCGUUGCCCACCGACAGUGAGCGUAAAAAUAUUGUAUUGUAUUAGCCUGUAGUGUCCCAAUGCUGGGCAAAGGCGGCCAAAGCGCUUCCAUGAAUCACGAUCUUGUGUUGUUGUAGACCAGUCUCUAUUAAAUUGGUCCAGUUCAUCCCGCCAUCUUUAAAAUAUAUGAUACAACUUUGUAUAUAACUCUAUAAUAUUUUAUGUAAUACUAUGCUUAGUACUUAAUUAUUGUUAUCUUAUAAUUUUAAUAAUAGACUACUUAAUUAUCUUUGUGACAUCAUUAUAUUUGUCUAUCGGACCAAUAUUCCCCAAUUAUUUAGGAGUUUGUCAUUGUUUGAUGUAAUUAGAUAUUUUACUCAGGUAUUUAUUACGGCUUUAUAUUAUUAUUUAGACGAAAAUCAUUACGAAGUUUUGCAAUAUAAUAACAAUGAGGAAUAUGAUUUGCCUUUAUAUAAGACUAGCUUCCGCCCGCGACUCCGUCCGCGCGGAUGUCGGUCUUCGCGUGGAUGGUUUAUUUCUCCAUUUUGAGUAACUCUGACAAUGGCAUCUUAUAAAUAUCUAUUGAACCAAAAUACGGCUAGGCCUAUAAUAAUACGCAACGUGUGUUCGCGGUUGUACAGAACAACGUCGAUGGAUAAACUGACUUUUCUACGUAUUUUUCCAGGAUAAAAAGUAUCCUAUUUUACGCCCAAGAUAAUAAGGUAUAAUUAUACCAAAUUUCAUCGAAAUCGAACCGUUAGUUUUC